Pectinophora gossypiella (pink bollworm) is the source of this 2271-nucleotide messenger RNA. Its product is annotated as synaptic vesicle glycoprotein 2C-like. Gene Ontology annotation, cellular component: membrane. Gene Ontology annotation, molecular function: transmembrane transporter activity. The coding region runs from base 257 to 1747 and encodes 496 amino acids. The transcript has 10 exons. Gene Ontology annotation, biological process: transmembrane transport. The record is from RefSeq and is a predicted model, not a curated record. NCBI's taxonomy places the organism in Eukaryota, Metazoa, Arthropoda, Insecta, Lepidoptera, Gelechiidae.
AUACCGUUUCGAUCUUGCUUCCAAAGUAAUUGACUCCCAUCUGUGUCGUAGCUCGGUCGUAUCGCUGUAGAUUACCCACAGCUAAAACGAAAUAGCGUGACUGUCAAUGAUAAAUAUUGAGUGCCAUUGACUAUAAUCGUAAUAAUCACUUGUGCGAAAAUGAACUAAAUUUAUCAUUAAUUGCUUAGAAUAAUUUGUGCAGUAACAAUGGAGAAGGUAACAACAGUGUCUGAAAACUUGGACAGUGACAAAAAAAAUGCAACAGAUUUGGAUCAAGCUCUUGCAGUGGCAGGUAUUUAUGUUUUCUAGUGUGGGGUGGUAUAACCUGAAGUACAGCCUGGUUCUGGCGUUGUUCCUGAUCGCGGCCAUCAUAGAGCCUUCAGGCUACUCCUACGUCCUCCCGGCCUCCAGGUGCGACCUUCAGAUGACCGACGCGCAGAGGGGGUUCAUCGCUUCUAUACCCUUUAUUGGUGUAGUAAUAACAUCGUACCCGUGGGGUUACCUGGUGGACACGCGUGGUCGCAAGCGCAUCGCCGUGUACAGUUCGUUAGCGGCCGGGGUGUUCGGCGUGUUAUCAGGGUUCAUGCCCGAGCUGAUCAGCUUCAUAAUCUGCAAGUUCCUCACGGCCCUGUGUAUUGCGGGCCCGGCGUCCGUCCCAUACUCAUUUAUCGGAGAGAUCUUGCCACAGAAGUACAGAGAUAUAACUCUGUCAAUAGUCAAUGCCAUGCAGAUCUCUGGCUCAGCAUUCGUGCCCCUAAUAGCGUGGGCAAUACUACCGUUGGACUUUAGAAUAAAUUUUGGACUCUACGAAUUUAGGCCGUGGAGAUUGUUGAAUAUAGUAAAUGCUAUGUUCUUUAUUAUAGCAGCCGCCCUUAUGUCCUUCGGCCCUGAAAGUCCAAAGUACCUUGUAGCCCAAGGCAAGCAUGAUGAAGCCAUGAAAGUGCUCCAGACAUUUUACGCUGGAAAUAAGGGGAAGUCUCCUGAAGAUUAUCCGGUAAAAAUGCUAAAGAUGCCAAAUAUUGACCAGCCACAAAAACCAGGUAUAUUAGCGUCGUUAAAAGCACAAUCAUUGCCUCUACUAAUGCCUCCGUACGUGAAAUGGUUGGCUCUUAACGGCUUCUUAUUAUUUGGAGUGUUCGCUGUAUUAAACGGUCUUUCCGUAUGGGUCCCAGAUAUCCUGAACCGUGUAUUAACUGGGAAUGGAGAAGGUUUAACUGCUUGCGAAGUCAUCGGCCAGAGACUAAAUGAGACUAUCACAGACGGUGACUGUAUCGACACGAUUGCGACAUCAACGUUUAUCAUUAACUUAGUAGCUAACUCGAGCUGUGCCGUGAUCGCCAUCGUCGGCAGCAGCAUGGUGAAGAUCUUCGGCAAGAAGACUUUGAUCGUCGUGGUAUUCUUCCUCAUAGGCACAUUUUGCGUGAUGAUUAACAUCAUCACUCACGACAUGCUGUUUGCCGCGCUCCUGUCGUCGUUCCCUAUAAUGGGGAUGACUAUUGGACCGAUCAAUGCUUUUGCUGUCGAGAUAUUCCCUACGCAGUUGAGAGGUAUGGCAAUCAGUCUAGCCAUGAUGAUCGGCCGCUGUGGGUCGGUGAUGGGCGCCAACGUAGCUGGUAUCCUACUGGACAGCUUGUGUGAAUCCACGUUCUACCUGUUCGGUGGUCUCCUUAUACUGUGUGGCGUUUCAACAUUCCUCCUGCCUAAACCAAAGAUAACUGAGAAUAGGAUUACGAUGAGUCGACUUUAGGAUAAAAAGUAGAAGCUCAAAUGUACGCGGCAACACUAUUCCUAAAUUUUGACAGUUCUUCAUAGAAUCCAAUUAAAAUUCGUGAGUGUAUCCCAUCUGAAGGAUGAGUUACGAAAAAGAAAAGCAGCCAUCAGUUGUAAAAAAACAGUUCUGAUUGAAAAUAAGUUUUUCUAAAAUAUCUUCUUUCCGAUCUUUAGGGAAUAAAUAUAACACUGAUUUAGCAGUUAAACGCUGCGCAAAUGGUUAUAGCAUUAUUCCUUAUUCUAUGGUUAUAGUGUAAAAAUAUAACCAAAACAAUUCUUCUUACAAGACCAAAACAAUAUGUUUGUUUACUCAAAUACGAGUAGUAUGGGGAACUGUCAAAAUUUAAAAACACUACAGUAGCGACACCCGAUGGAAGAAUUAGGCAGAUUUUAUCCUCAUUGUUGAGUGGGUCCUAGGAAAAGUAAAAACUAGUCAGUAUAGUUAUAGACAGUGUACUUGGAUGAGAAACUGGAAUACAGAAUACAAUCAAAGAUUGAUUA